Molecule: messenger RNA, 880 nt
Organism: Tripterygium wilfordii
Lineage: Eukaryota; Viridiplantae; Streptophyta; Magnoliopsida; Celastrales; Celastraceae
Product: vestitone reductase-like
Exons: 4
Coding region: 1-801 (266 amino acids)
Molecular function (GO): oxidoreductase activity, acting on the CH-OH group of donors, NAD or NADP as acceptor
Source: RefSeq, a predicted model, not a curated record
AUGGACGAGAUUUAUUGGACUAAUAUUGAUUUCAUUAAUGCCAACGUGCAAGCUGGAAAGUCCUAUGUCAUUUCUAAGACAUCAACUGAAAAGGCAUCCAUUGAAUUUGCUGAAGAAACUGGAUUGGAUCUUGUGACUGUAGUAAACCCUUCUUUAGUAGUCUUUUCCUUUUUCUGCCCUUUAUCUUCUGCUCCAGUGCGAAUGAUGCUGGCUUUGGUCUCAGUUGGAGGUACACAUGAAGUCUUCAUAGAUGCCAUUCUUGAAAGUCAGAAAUAUGAAUGGCAAAACAAGUAUAUAAGCACAUCCUACUUGGUCUCCAAGACUGUAACAGAGAAGACAGCAUUAGAUUUUGCAGAGGAACAUGGACUAGACCUUGUCACUGUUGUUCUUCCGUUGGUUGUUGGGCCAUUUAUCUGUCCGAAAAUACCUUCGUCGGUGAACAUGGCACUCGCAAUGGCAUUUGGAAAUCACGACCGUUAUGGGGCAAUUACAAAUUUGUAUAUGGUGCACAUAGAAGAUGCUGUCCAAGCACAUAUUUUUCUUCUUGAAUAUCCAAACACAAAAGGGAGGUACAUUUGCUCAUCAGCCAAUGUGUCAAUCACCACCAUAUUUGAAUAUCUUUCUGCAAAGUACCCUGAAUUUGGCAUACCAAAUAUGAAGUGGUUCAAAGAGAAUGAAGAUCAUGAUACUUGUAGCCUCUCAUCAAUGAAACUCUUGGAUUCUGGGUUCAAGUUUAAAUUCACUGUGGAAGACAUGUUUGAUGGGGCAAUCCAACGCUGCAAGAACAAGGGUUUCCUUUAACAAACAUGUAGUUGUGAAGUUAUAGACUAUACAUGCACUUCCCACCUCUCUUUCCACAUUCUUUGAUUCAAUAUUGUAC